CUCAAGUUUAUUGAUUUGCCAAAGGACAUUUCUGAGGCUGAACGUCUCGUGCUCAGCAUCCUUUACAGGACCUUCAUCCAGCUUCUCACCACUCGACGAAUGCAGGCGUUCACGUGGACUUCAACAAUCACCGUCUAUGAACUCAUAUUUGUGGACGACCAUGCAUUCAAUUCCGCGAUUGAAGUAGCUAUGCAAAGAAGUCUUCGAUAUGCUAAGUUAGAGCCGAACAAAUGA
Dibothriocephalus latus is the source of this 234-nucleotide messenger RNA. Lineage: Eukaryota; Metazoa; Platyhelminthes; Cestoda; Diphyllobothriidea; Diphyllobothriidae. The record is from the annotation of a GenBank genome assembly.